This is a messenger RNA of Oncorhynchus gorbuscha (pink salmon), 1483 nucleotides long. RefSeq names its product mitochondrial RNA pseudouridine synthase rpusd4-like. Gene Ontology annotation, molecular function: RNA binding; pseudouridine synthase activity. The transcript has 6 exons. NCBI's taxonomy places the organism in Eukaryota, Metazoa, Chordata, Actinopteri, Salmoniformes, Salmonidae. Bases 115 to 1320 code for a protein of 401 amino acids. The record is from RefSeq and is a predicted model, not a curated record. Gene Ontology annotation, biological process: pseudouridine synthesis.
AAAAAGGAAGUAAAUUGACAUCAUUUCCGGUGACGGUAACCCUAAUGGUGCACUCCGGUGUUUUCAGCUUCAGAACGACAUGAGAUUUAACAAUCUUCAAAGUAGCUAGUUAUCAUGAACAGGUAUAGGACGGUUACAUUGGCUUGUAAUAAUGAUGUUAUAAGGACAUGUAGUAAAGCGGCAAUUCGCUCAGGGAAAACAGGCAGUAUUUGUCACAUAUCAAGGGGAGUAGCAUCCUUGCUCACGCGAGCACAUGCUUCUGUCCCGAGACGAGAGGAACCACCACCAGUGUCUGACUCUGACAAGAGACUGAAUCUGAGAGCCAUCGACCUUGCACGCAAAAUUCGCCAGGAGAAACAGAAAGGAAAUGCAACUGGUGGUGGGUCAGACGCGGCUGUCCUUAAUCCGUCGGUGCCAGUGUCCCAACUGCAAAAGAGGGUCAUCGAGCUGCGACAGUUCACUCAGCAGCUACAGAAUGUUCACCCCAACGUUCUUGCAAAGCACCUUCACAGAGGUCUGAUCCUCCCACAUCCAGAGCUCGCCGUCGUUAAUAAACCCUAUGGAGUUUCUGUUCAAGAUGGGUCAAGCAACAAAAACAACAUCUCAGACGUGCUUCCAAUCCUUGCCAAGAUGGUGGAUGGAAUAAGGGCUGGGUCUCGGCUGCACGUCUGCCUUGGAUUAGACAAGGAGACGACAGGGACCCUCCUGCUGGCAAGGACUGAGGAAGCACUGGACUAUGUACAAAAUCUUCACAAAAACCACCAAGUGGAAAGGAAAUAUUGGGUUGUUGUUGUGGGCGUGCCUGUUCCCUCUGAGGGAGUGAUUGACAUUCCCGUCAUAGAGAAAGAGGUCACAGGGGCUCAGCCGCACUUCAAGAUGGGCCUGAGUCCUGUGUACAGGGUGAGUGACGGGGGUGAGGGAGUGACCAAAGUGCGGGCCAAUCGGCAGGCCCAGGGUGCCGUGACUCAGUACCGUGUCCUGGACAGCAGCAACGGCUGCAGCCUGGUCGAGCUCCAGCCUAUCACAGGGGUGAAGCACCAGUUGAGGGUCCAUAUGGCAUACGCUCUGGGAUCUCCUAUCCUUGGAGACCACAAAUACUCCCACUGGACCAAACUGGCACCUCAGAAACUGCCAGAUGGAGUGUUGCAGAGGCUGGGACUUGAACAGAGCAAGGCGCGUUAUCUGCCUCUCCACCUGCAUGCCCGUCAGCUGACACUGCCAGAGUUCAAAGGUCAGAGUGACAUUACGGUGUCUUGCCCCCUGCCAAAGUAUUUCACCAGCACUUUGCGACGACUGCAGAUCCCGAUUCCAGAUGAAUGAUGCUUCAGCACAGUGCAGACAGGAUACAGAAGACUUGCUUCUUGCUUAUGAAAUAUGGUGCAGCAUCACUUCAAGGGACCCUUGGCCUAAUGGUUUAAGUUUGUACCUGGACUGGGAAUUAACUGUGUGUGUGGCAAAUAAAAUAAAACCAUUUUUUCCCUAA